CGACGAGACAACUUGUAUAGUUCAGUGACCUUGACUUAUGUGGUUUAUGGUCCACCAUGAAAGAUAUUUGGUAAAUAUCUGUCAAGGGUCACAUAUGCUAUUGAUAUUUUGUUACUUUGAGAAGGAAUUGGUAAAAAAUUCCUUUCCGCUUUCGUCAUUCCGUUCCGGACUCAUUGAACUUUGUACCUGGGUAAACUCGAGACAAACAUUUAUAUGUAUACCUACCCUUUCCUUGAUAUAAUUUUCAUGAGUUUUCGCUCAGUCAUCGAUUUCUGCUACAUCGCUGUAAAGUAAGAACAGCCGUUCUCGUUACAAUCUUUCAAUUCCGUCUGAAAACAAGGUAUUAUCGACACGAUGAUGCUCAGAAAGGUAUUUAACCCAGGAAUGUACCCGAAAGUGGUACGAUCUUUCUCAGCAGCUGCGGAACACGUUCAAGGAUAUAAUUUCGAACUGUCCGAUACUCAAAAGGAGAUGCAAGAACUAGCGCGGAAAUUUACCAAGGAAGAGAUUAUCCCAGUAGCUGCAGAAUACGAUAGAACUGGAAAAUAUCCAUGGGACAUUAUUAAAAAGGCAUGGAGUAUUGGUCUUCUGAAUAAACACAUUCCGCAACAUUGUGGUGGUAUGGAAGCGAGCGUUUUUGAUGCAUGUAUGGUUACGGAAGAAUUGGCUUAUGGUUGUACAGGGGUAGCAACUGCAAUAGAAACCACAGGUCUUGGACAAACUCCAGUUAUCAUAGCUGGAACGAAGGAACAGCAAAAGAAAUAUCUUGGAAGGCUCAUGGAAGAGCCACAUGUUGCGGCGUAUUGCGUUACCGAACCUGGCGGAGGAUCUGAUGUAGCAAGUGUUAAAACUAAAGCUGAGAAAAAAGGAAAAGAGUAUGUAAUCAACGGCACUAAGAUGUGGAUCACAAAUGGUGGUGUUGCCAAUUGGUAUUUCGUUCUGGCAAGAACAAAUCCAGAUCCAAAAGCCCCGGCUAGUAAAGCUUUCACAGGCUUUAUUGUAGAACGUGAGAGUGACGGUUUAACUCCCGGGCGUAAAGAAAUUAAUAUGGGACAAAGAGCUAGCGACACACGAAUGAUAACAUUUGAAGAUGUUCGUGUUCCUGAGGAAAAUGUAUUGCUUGGAGAAGGAGAAGGUUUUAAGAUAGCUAUGAAGACUUUUACCAGAACGCGUUCUCCAGUUGCAGCAGCAUCAGUUGGUUUAGCUCAAAGGGCUCUGGAUGAAGCAACGAAAUAUGCAAUGGAACGCAAAACAUUUGGUAAACCGAUAGCAGAACAUCAAGCAAUAGCAUUCAUGUUAGCCGAUAUGUCUAUUGGUGUUGAGACUGCUAGAUUGGCCUGGAUGAAGGCAGCUUGGGCUACUGAUAAAGGAUUACCAAAUGCUACAAUGCUCGCUAGUAUUGCAAAAUGUUAUGGUGCUGACGUAGCUAACAAAUGUGCUACGGAUGCUGUACAGAUUUUCGGUGGUGCGGGUUUCAAUUCCGAGUAUCCGGUGGAGAAGCUUAUGCGCGAUGCCAAAAUUUAUCAGAUAUAUGAAGGUACUAGUCAGAUUCAAAGAUUGAUUAUAUCGCGCGCUCUCUUCGAAGGAGCUAAACUAAUGAGCAAUUAAAUGCUCGCAUGUUGAAUUGAAUUGUAUCAUAAAAUUAAUUUUUAUAUUGAAAUAUUUUUAUGUAGCUUUCUCAUGAAGUUACAAAAUAAUAAACUUAUAUACAUUUAAUAAUCCAGAGUGUCCCAGAGUGUUGCAAAUGAUCCAGGCAAAUAUUUCGAAAAAUACGGAAAAACAUUUCGGACAAAAGUUUGAGAAAAGAAUGGUACAGGACUUUUUUUUUACUUGAUUUGGUUUCAAGAAUCUGUUGUAAUACAGACUUUCACUUUAACUCGGUGCACAUGAAAUAUCCUUGAAGAGUUUUAACGUAUACACAAAUGUUCACAAAAGUUGGGGCACUUUUGUAACAGUGUAUUCUUGGGAUCAAAUCAAGUAAAAAAGUUGUGUGCCACUUUUUCCUCUGACAGUUGUCGAGAUAUCGUAAGUUAAAUAUUGAAAAUAUUACUGAUUUUUCCUUAAAUAUCUCGAAAAAUAUUAUGCAAAUAAAAAUGUUUCAGACAAAAGUGAUUCGAAUUAAUCAAUGAUGACAAAAUAAUACAAUAAAAAAUGGAGGAUUUUAUUGAAGGUAACCUUUACGUGACCUACAAACGACUAUUCAAGGUUCAAUCAUUGCCACUAUCUCAUGUUCCCCUUCGAAACCAACAACUUUUGUAACUUUAAAACGUCUUUAUAGUAAUCUGCUACUUGUCAAUCUUUCGUUAAUUUUUAUACUUCCGAUGUUUUCGAUUUUUAUAUCUUUCUGACUUUUGAUAAGCCGAAAAGAAUGACGAUUUUACUGAAACGUUUUUCCGUAUCUUUUAUACUUUGCGAGAUAUUUGUCCGAGUCGUUAAAAAUAAAACACCCUGUAUAACGUUUAUAUUCUCAGAAUAUACUUACACAGUACAUAUCAAUGUAACAUAAAUGUUGCGACUUUUAUACUUAUGUUAUAUUAAAAAAUAUAUAUGUAUCGAAUACAAUUUUUUACAUG
Messenger RNA from Vollenhovia emeryi, 2573 nucleotides. RefSeq names its product probable medium-chain specific acyl-CoA dehydrogenase, mitochondrial (gene Mcad). Gene Ontology annotation, molecular function: medium-chain fatty acyl-CoA dehydrogenase activity; flavin adenine dinucleotide binding. Gene Ontology annotation, cellular component: mitochondrion. The transcript is spliced from 10 exons. The record is from RefSeq and is a predicted model, not a curated record. The coding region runs from base 355 to 1608 and encodes 417 amino acids. Gene Ontology annotation, biological process: medium-chain fatty acid catabolic process; fatty acid beta-oxidation. NCBI's taxonomy places the organism in Eukaryota, Metazoa, Arthropoda, Insecta, Hymenoptera, Formicidae.